Messenger RNA from Culicoides brevitarsis, 4628 nucleotides. It is a transcript of the gene Fak, whose product is annotated as focal adhesion kinase 1. Gene Ontology annotation, biological process: signal complex assembly; protein phosphorylation. Gene Ontology annotation, cellular component: focal adhesion; cytoskeleton. The record is from RefSeq and is a predicted model, not a curated record. Lineage: Eukaryota; Metazoa; Arthropoda; Insecta; Diptera; Ceratopogonidae. Gene Ontology annotation, molecular function: ATP binding; protein tyrosine kinase activity. The transcript has 15 exons. Bases 39 to 4535 code for a protein of 1498 amino acids.
AAAAAGUGCAUAAAAAAUAGUUUGUAAGAAAAAUUAUCAUGAUGGUAGAAAAAGCUGAAGGUUUUUUAUUUAGGAAGCCCGUGUACCAGUAUUUUCAAUACCUGGAAACUUAUGAUGGUUCCGGAAAUAAUGGUGUAAACGAUCCGCCAUACCGGGGACAGAGUCCUCAUCAGUCACCGUCACGAUAUUCGUAUAAUAACAAUAACAAUAAUCAUAGUAGUAGUCACAACGGCAACAACAACAAUUGCAGCAAUCAAUCGGCAAAGACAGGAUUAAAUUGGCGCACAAAUAGUUUUGGUGCCAGCGACUUUAAACGUGGUAGUCCGGCACGGAGUUCGCACGGAAAUAAAAUUAUGGGUGAUUUGAAUGUUCCGCGUGGGCAUUCGCCGAACUUUAGUCCAUCGAGGACGGCUACUGCCCCCUCGGACAUGCAAACACUGCAUGUGCAUCUACCGAAUCAUGGAUUCCGCAUGAUAAAGUUCGAUGAAGCCUCGGAUGUCCGGCAAAUCAUAAAUCUAAUCGUUAAUUCCAUGUCUCCCGGUCACACAACGAACCCGCAAAGUUAUGCAUUGCGAUUGCGACACAUGUUAACCAAAGAGGUAUUAUGGAUGCCCCCUGAUACGUCAAUGACGCAAGUGAUGGCGCACAUCUUCAAUCCAUCUUGCUCGAAUUCGGAUUGUCCGAACAUCGAUAAAAGUACGUUGGCGAAAAAGAUGCAGCAAAAGGUGUCGGGAAACGUGGGACAUGCAAAUAGUGUGUGGAAAGCAGAACUACGAGUUCGAUAUAUCCCGAAAAGUAUCAAAGAGUUGUACGAAAAUGAUCGUACCACGUGUCACUUUUACUUCGAUCAGGUGAAACAGGACUAUAUCCAGUCGAAUAUUCCGAAUAUUGAUCAGGAUAUUGCGGUGCAAUUGUGCUGCCUGGGCAUCCGUCACUACUACAAAGACGCGAAUCAGGCGUCGAAGGAGCAGAAACAGCAUCUCGAGUACAUCGAGAAGGAGAUAGGUUUUAGUAAUUUCAUACCAAAGUCUGUGAUAGAUGCUAUCAAACAGAAAAAUUUGAAGAAACUCAUUCAGGCUGGCUAUAAAAAGGUCUAUAGCUACUCUGAGAUGGAAUAUAUGCUCAAAUUUUUCGACCUACUUGGCACGCAAUACACCUUCGAUCAGGAACAAUUUAUCGUAACGCUUGGCACGGGCUGGAACAUUCCCGUGGAUCUCAUCAUAGGUCCGCACAUUGGCAUCUCGUAUCUGACACACCCGCAAGCAACGCCCACAAAAGUCACCGAUUUUCUCGAAAUUGAGCGCAUCACCACCAGCGUGCUGCCCACAAGCUUAACCAAAUCCGAACAAAGUAACAGUUCUAAGUCAAACAAGUCCAAGGAAUCCGCACCGAGUACCGCUAGUCCCGACAAAUCGUCAAGUAAGGAUCCAAAGAAGGCAGCUGCUGCUGCUGCCUCCACAGCGACUUGCAACUGCGGCGAGAUCAAAACCCAGUUGCGAAUUCGUGUCGCGAACAACAGCGAAGAUCUGGCAAUCACGUGCAACGGCAUCAAAACGGCCGAAAGUAUUGCGGAUCUCGUGGAUGGCUAUUGUCGCUUGUUCAAGGACACGGACGAGAGUUUGUGGGACCGAACAGCGCCCCAAGCGAAAAAUACGCCAUGCAGCAGUGCGACAAAUUCCCUCGAGAAGCGAAAUAAUCGCAUGACCGAGUCACAAACGAGUGCAAGUGGCGACGAAGCAGUGCAACUACGAAACGGCUCACGAUUUGAACCGGAUCAACCGCCCCCAAUGCUGAGUGAAGACUAUGCUGACUUGGCUCUCGCUGACGAAGAAGGGGAUUAUUCGACGCCAGCAACGCGAAAUUACGAAUUAGACCGAAAUCAGUUGACCCUACAGGACAUCAUUGGAGUUGGGCAGUUUGGCGAUGUUCAUAUUGGCACGUGUCGCAUCAAAAAUAAAUUAACGCCCUUGAAACCGAACAAGAAACCCGCGAAUGCGAAUGACAUUGAUGCUUUGUCGUACGAAAAUCAGGAUGAAAAUAAGACAGUCAUUCAUGUUGCGGUGAAAACGUGCAAAGCUGAUGCGGAUUUGGCGACGUCGGAAAAGUUUUUGGAAGAAGCUUACACAAUGCAAAAAUUCGAACAUCCCCACAUCAUUCGUCUCAUUGGAAUUUGCAGCGGAUCUCCGAUUUGGAUUGUCAUGGAAUUAGCUCGGCUUGGAGAGCUUCGAGCUUAUUUGAAGAAAAACGGUCCAAAACUCAAGUUGGGAACUUUGUUGCUCUAUUCGUAUCAACUAUCAACGGCACUGAGUUAUUUGGAGUCCAAAAAAUUUGUUCAUCGAGAUAUCGCUGCCAGAAACGUACUAGUCAGUUCACCAACAUGUAUUAAGCUCGCCGACUUUGGUUUAUCAAGGUGGAUCGAGGAUCAAUCUUACUACACAUCGAGCAAGGGGAUGCUUCCGAUCAAGUGGAUGGCACCUGAAUCGAUCAAUUUCCGUCGCUUUACCACCGCAAGUGAUGUUUGGAUGUUCGGUGUUUGUACGUGGGAAAUAUUAAUGUUAGGUGUCAAGCCAUUCCAAGGUAUUAAGAAUAGUGAUGUCAUAGGUAAAUUAGAGAACGGCGAACGACUACCGUUGCCGAAUAAUUGUCCGCCACGCUUGUACUCGCUCAUGUCGCAAUGUUGGACAUAUGAACCGCAUAAAAGACCCGACUUUAAGACAAUUAAGGAAGUGUUAUAUGAAAUCUUGACGGAUGAAAGACAUUGUGAUACGGAGACUAUGCGACGUGAAAAUCGACGAGUUGCUGCAAUGUCUUGGGGUGCCGGAGAUGAUAAUGCGCCUCCAAAGCCUGCUAGACCUAAUUUAGAUGGAACUCUCAUGCCCUUGAACGAAGGUGACGUCGGAAAGCCUCCCACAUCUCCGCAGACCUACAUCAUUGCUCAAAAUCCCGCUGUCCUGGCUCACUUGAUGCGCGAAAACGAGAAACGUGGCAUAAAUGCAGCAAUGUACACCGCUCCCGUCACGAAUUCCAUGCAAGACACUCAAUCGCUGAUCGAAGCCAAAAUACGUAAGCAACAAGAAGAGAGCAAAAUGGACUCGCAGUGGUUGCAACAAGAAGAAAUGAACUUCAACAAACGUCUCAGUCUAGUCACGAACAACAGCAAUAUGGAUAACGAUGUUUCGGGUCCUUUGUCGGGAAGUUACCACGGCGCCCAAAGCUCGGGCCCGGGAAGCUUAACGGAUCACUUUGCGAUGAUGGGUAUCGGCGGAAAUGAUUUGAGGCCUAUGACGCCAGGAUCUAACUCGGGCACGUUGUCAAAGUCGAUUACGAGAUCUAUGGAACGGAGUACCACACCGUCGACGUCUGAUGGACAGAAAAAACCUGAAGUUACCAAGACAAUGCCUCUUGAUCGCUCAAACGACAACGUGUAUGCAUGCACGACAGCUGUUGUAAAAUCGAUCAUGGCACUAAGUCAAGGUGUGGAAAAGGCAAAAGCUCUUGAGUAUUUGGAGCUGGUCAGAAACGUUGGAAUGGAAUUACGCAACUUACUUGGAUCUGUUGAUCAGAUUUCGAAUUGUUUCCCUGCGCAAGUUCACAAGGAAGUGGAGAUGGCUCACAAAGUUUUAUCGAAAGAUAUGUUUGAAUUGGUUUCCGCUAUGCGUUUGGCACAACAAUAUUGUGACACUACCUUGGAUGCUGACUAUAGAAAGAGCAUGCUAGCUUGUGCCCACGUCUUAGCGAUGGAUGCAAAAAAUCUCCUCGACGUCGUGGACUCGAUUCGCGUUCGUUAUCCGGAUCUUGUGCUGCCAGCGCAUCUCCAGCCGCAACAACCUCCCUCACCUACCGUACAGCAUUUCCAGCAAAAUUUGCAACCAUCUGGCGCCAGCAACGCAAUUCCGUCCACAGUUGCGCCCCAAGUCACCCAUUUGCACACGGUGACGCAGUCAAUGACGUACCAAACUCAGGUGUUGCCCGACAGCGAAAAUCAGUAUCAAAAUUCGCCGAACGACUGCUACCAGAAUGCAACAAUUGCGCGACAGCAGCAACAACAAUUGCAACACUCGUCGCCGCCAGCAUCUCUCACACAUUCCUACGUUGCUCCCGCGCCAAAUAACGAGGCAGCAGCAGCAGCCCCGCAGCAAAUUUACUCCAACCAGCAAGGCAUUUACGACAAUGAAACAGCCACGAAUAGCGCUCCGGCGCCCAAUAAGAAACCAGAAACGGCAUCAAAUGCUGCAGCUCCUGCCCCGCCCGUCAAAGUCAAACCCCCGCCUCCGGUUCGUGCGCCAACAACGGGCCUCGUCUCGAAGAUGCGCGCAAACUUCCAAGCAAAUGCCGCCGACACGAAUAACAAGGGUUUCAAGUCGAACAACAAUCAAGACAUGGCACUAAAUGAACCACUGAAGAUUGUCGAGGAUCCGAAUGAAAUGUACUCGAAUACUGCCGGAAUUCAACUGCCUGAGCCAGUCUCUUGUCAAAUUGUCCAAGAAAAUCUCACGCCGCAGCAGAAAGUUGCCGGCACGAAUUUGGGUAACUAAAACAUGAAUGAAUUAAGAAAAUCGAAAUAAAACUUAUGCAAAAUGGCAAUGAUAAGAGCUUACUACUUGACCUGCUUUUCUACAACAUACAUA